This is a messenger RNA of Branchiostoma floridae (Florida lancelet), 1750 nucleotides long. Its product is annotated as NXPE family member 3-like. The record is from RefSeq and is a predicted model, not a curated record. The transcript is spliced from 4 exons. Bases 295 to 1584 code for a protein of 429 amino acids. Lineage: Eukaryota; Metazoa; Chordata; Leptocardii; Amphioxiformes; Branchiostomatidae.
UCUAGUUGCAAAGUUGAAAUAUUUCUUUUGUUGCUCUUAAAUCCACAGGUAGGCAUCUCAAGCUGGGACUUCAACUCUUCUUACUUGCAUUUCUCUUCACCAGAAGCAAAGGCAAAGGUCAUCACUGUGACGUCACGAGGAACAUGGCGCUUUUCAAAUAGGAGCAUUAACCCAGACUGGGUCACCAAUCCGAAGUACACCUCUGUCAAAAUCAUCAACUCACAAUCCACGUAUCACGUUGGGGACACUCUUGUUCUUGAAGUCAUAGCAAGGGAUGGCAACAAACGACGAAAGAUGUAUGGCGGUGACUACCUUGUCGCAGUUUUACGAGACAAAGCUCAAUCAGCCAGUACAAUGGGUAGGGUGCAAGACCACGGGAAUGGUCUGUACACCGUUAGCUUCCUUCUCAGUUUCCCGGGAAAGGUGACGCCAGAAGUACAACUAAUCCACCCAAGCGAAGCGGUACAACUUCUGAGGGAACUCAGAGAGGUUCCCAGCAAGAGAAGUUGGUCUUGUGUAUUUACAGGUGAAACAGAGAACGUUAAGGCGAAAUGUACUCUCCUUGCAAGCCGAUCUCUCGAAUUGUCAAGUCAGUGCGACUUCUCCGUGUUAAACACAAGCCGGACUUGGUUUUGCGCCAAAUCAAAUGCAACGUCCUGUGACAGCAUCACGAAGUGUAAAUCCUCUUUGGACACUGUGGAUGAAGUUACGACAACCGCAGAGCGUCAGCUUUUCCAACGGCCUUUCUUUCGGAUGGAUCUACUUGCUGAUACGAAAAUACCGAUCAACGUCUUGUACAGUCAGGAAAACGCGACUGCAAAGAGAUCACUACCGUUUUGCCAUCCUCGUUUGCAGAAUUCCGAAUAUCAGGGUUUCCGGCUCCGUGGCACAUGGCACUCGUUGUCCUGUAAAGUUCGACAAUUCAGUCCGCUGGAUAUCACAAAAUGUUUGGCUAAUCGAACAGUGCAUUUUAGAGGUGACUCUACUUGCCGGCAAUGGAUUGAACGAAUUGGACAACUAAAAACAAUGCAUCUAGAGUAUGGGGACCUAUAUUUUAAAAACUACACUAACUACAGGAGCAAAAUUAUGGCCACAUUCAAGUUCCAUACUGUCCCUAUCCAAUCUUCCUUUUGGUGGACGUUUGAAAACUUGAGUGAUACUGGCGUUUCUAACGACAUCAUGAAAAUGAUCGGCGGUGAGAAUGUUGUGCUUGUACUGAGCCUGUGUUCACACUUCACAGCCGAACCUACCCACGUCUACGCCUCCCGAAUGUUCGAAGUGAGGUCCGCAAUAGAAAAACUUCAAAAGAAGUAUCCUAAAACCAUGGUGAUCGUGAAAUCGUGCAACACACGAAACCAACGUCACUACAGGGAAGUCGUUCAGAUGUCUGACUGGCUGGCGGACCAAUUAAACCAGGAAAUGAGGAGCAUUCUGGGAAGUUUGAACGUCGCCAUCUUGGAUGUGUGGGACAUGACCGUGAGCCAGUGGUAUCCCUAUAACAUACAUCCGCAUAGGCACGUAGUAGAAAACGAAUUAAACAUUCUUUUGUCUUAUAUAUGCCCACUGAUGACGGAAAAUGUGUAAUUUUGUUUUGCAAAAUAUACUAUGACGUUGGUAAGUGUCCAAUUUUAGGGGUGGACACCAUUUUUGCUUCUAGUAGAAACCGGUUCUCCUUCUUGGAACGUUCCGGAAUAACCCGACCUGAAAAUAAAAUAUCAUUAGACCGGCAUAACACAGUUAACCCUAUUCA